This is a messenger RNA of Rubroshorea leprosula, 2163 nucleotides long. The record is from the annotation of a GenBank genome assembly. Lineage: Eukaryota; Viridiplantae; Streptophyta; Magnoliopsida; Malvales; Dipterocarpaceae.
AAGAAAGCAAUAAACCUUUCUUCAAAUUAUUAUUCUUCUUUUUCGUUUCCAACAUGGUAUCAGUGCUAUAAGCUUCUGGUUCUUUUCUCUUAUCAUCGUUAUUGGGUUUUUGAAGUUGGAUUUUCAAGUCUAUUUCAGAUAUGAAACUUUAUCAUUGGGAUCUCUUCUCCUAUAGAUGAGAUUGUUUAUCCUCGAUUCUCAGGCACUUUUUGAGUCCUUUAUGAAAGAACAGGGUACAUUGACACAACAAUCUUGUCCUUACACUUCUUGUCCUUACACUUCUGAACAAAAUGGGCAAGUCGAACGCAAACACAGACACAUCCUUGAUUCUGUUUGUGCUUUGCUCAUCUCAUCAUCUUGUCCAGAGCGAUUUUGGGGUGAAGCUACUCUUACAGUUGUUUAUCUUGUUAAUCGCAUUCCAUCAUCAGUCCUUGAUAACCAGUCUCCAUACGAGUGUUUACAUGGAAUUCUUCCUACCUAUAAUCUUCUUAAGGUUUUUGGUUGUGCAUGUUUUGUUCUUCUUCCACCUCAUGAACAUAACAAGUUAGACCCUAGAGCUCAAUUAUGCUAUUUUUUGGGUUAUGGGAUUACACAAAAAGGAUAUUGUUGUUGGGAUCUUGUGUCACAAAAACUCCGAGUUUCACGUCAUGUUGUCUUUUGGAAACACACUAUGUUUUCAUCGUUGUCAAACUUCAAAGUGUCAUCCUCUCAUCAACCUCCAUUUUUUACUAAUCUUUCUAUUGAGCUAUUUCCUAGUGAUUCUAAUGUAAGUACAUCUGAUGAGCUCUACAAUGCCACACCACAUGCUCCAACUAGUUCUAUAGAAGAUGACCUGCCUACUAGUAAAGCGUUAGAUAAUUUUGAGCCUUCAUCUACUUCUUCAUUUGUAUCACCUAUUGAUGUUGCAUAUGAUAUUGUUGAGUCUACAAAUGAGCUUGUUGUCCCAUCCUCGAGCCAUCCUACUCAAGUAAGAAACCCUCCUAGCUACCUUUGUGAUUAUCAUUGUUUUCCUACUAUUACUUCUUUACAUAAGCCUCAAUCCUAUCAAGAGGCCUCUUCUAACCCUCUUUGGCAGCAAGCUAUGCAAGACGAAUUACAGGCUCUUGAGAACACUUGUUCAUGGGAUUUAGUUGGUUUUACACAGAAGUAUGGAAUAGACUAUGAGGAAACAUUUGCUCCAGUUGCUCGUCUCACAUCUGUGCGUAGUUUACUUGCUAUCGUUGCUAUACGAAGAUGGAAAUUGUUUCAGAUGGAUGUGAAAAAUGCUUUUCUUAAUGGUGACCUAGAAGAAGAAGUUAAUAUGAAACCACCUCCUGGGCUCAACCAUUCUCCAAACAAGUUUGGUUUCACUUCCAAUCCACAUGAUACAGCUCUGUUCAUUCGUAAGAUUGCUCGACGUAUGGUUCUUUUACUUCUUUAUGUUGACAACAUGAUUAUUAUUGGAGAUAAUGUCGCAGGUGUUGAAGAGCUAAAACAAUCCCUCUGUCAAAAAUUUGAGAUGAAAGAUCUUGGUGUUUUGAGCUAUUUCCUGGGGCUUGAAGUCACCUCUUCAGAUGACAACUACUUGCUUUCUCAAGUAAAGUAUGCCUUCGAUCUUGUUUCUAAAGCUGAACUCAAUGAUGGUAAGAGUGUUUCUUCACUUCUUGAACCUAAUGUCAAGCUUACACCUAUGGAUGGCUCUCCACUUUCCGAUCCUACUCAUUAUCGGCAAUUGGUUGGUAGUUUGGUUUAUCUUAUCACAAUACGCCCUGAUAUAGCAUAUGUAGUUCACAUUGUUGGUCAGUUUAUGGCUGCUCCUCGCUCCACUCAUUAUGCAACAGUACUUCACAUUAUUUGCUAUGUUAAAGGAACAUUAUUUCAUGGACUCCAUUUUUUUGCCAACUCCAACCUUGUGCUACGCGCUUACUCCAAUGCUGAUUGGGCCGGUGAUCCUUUUGAUCGCCGAUCUAUCACUGGCUACUGUUUUUUCCUUGGUAAUUCUCUUAUCUCUUGACGGAGUAAGAAACAAACUAUUCCAUCUUGCUCUAAUACUGAAGCUGAGUAUAGAGCUCUUGGUGAUACCACAUCAGAACUUCUUUCAUUAUGGUGGCUUCUUGAAGAUAUGGGCAUUCCUUAACCUUCUUUUACUGAUUUAUAUUGUGAUAAUCAAAGUGCUAUGCAGAU